Molecule: messenger RNA, 1209 nt
Organism: Anthostomella pinea
Lineage: Eukaryota; Fungi; Ascomycota; Sordariomycetes; Xylariales; Xylariaceae
Source: the annotation of a GenBank genome assembly
AUGCCAUCAUCAGCGCAGUCACAGCACGCGCGCUCACACGCCCUGCUUCUCCUCCAGAAAUUACUCAAUCUGCGCGACAGUGCCAGCCCGUUGACGCUGGUGCUCGACACCCUCGAGCAGAGCGCCAAGCCCGUUAUACGCGAGUUCAUGGGCCGAGCCAAGGUCGGUAGCUCUCAGUCAUUACCUACCUAUACUCCCCGCGUCAUGGUCAUCGCUUCAUACGUCGGUAUGAAGCGGUGUGUUAUCCUUUGCUCUUCUGAGAUAUCCAAAACCCAAGUAAUCUUCGUCUCCUUCGCCACGCUCCGCAAGCCCGCUGACGCCGACAUAUUCGUUAAGGCCCGGGGCAAGUCGCCCGAGGCGCUACGGGCCGAGAUCGCCUCGCACUAUCCCGCAGGGGCCGCGGUGAAGGCUCAUAAAACCCUCAUAAUCCUCGACACCCUCACCCCCCUAGCCAGCACCACGCCCUCCACGCUCCCCCUCUUCCUCUCCAGCCUCAUCACCAGCACCAGCAUCUCCCUCGUAGCGACGUACCACACGGACGUUCCACUCACACAACCGCGUUCCUCUUCCACAUCCUCCUCCUCAUCCUCUUCACCCUUCGGCUUCAGCGAGUACGAGCCACACCCCCUAACCACGCUCCUGCACCUCGCGACCGCCGUCCUGCGCACCUCAAGUUUGUGUCAAACUAUCGAGCGGCAUCGCGUGCGCAACCGCAGUCUUGCGGAGCCGGGGUGGGGGCUCGCCGAGGGCCGGGAGGGCGUGCUGGUCGGGUUGGGCGGAGAGCGGAAGCGGGAGGUCGGCAGCGGCGGGGCGCUGGUGGUUGAGAUGGAGCUGCGGAGGCGGAGCGGGCGUGCCGUGGCGGAGAAAUUUGUGCUCGUGCCGUCGUCGUCGCGGACUACUACAAGUACAACAAGUACACCCUCAGAGAAAAAGAAGACCGAGACGUCGCGGCUAUAUCUCCUAGCAGACCAUCCCGCAUUCAGAAAAGACCCUAGCGAGGCGGAAUCGGGAGUAGCAGAUCAGGGCGAGGAGCAGGGCGCGGAGACGACGUUUAAUCUGGGGUUGACAGAGAAGCAGCGCAGGGACAGGGAGGGCAUUAUGUUGCCGUACUUUGAUGCGCAGAGCGACAUUGGCGCUGGUGAGGGCGGGAGGAUCUUGUACGAAAUGGGGCGGGAGGACGACUUUGAUGAUGAGGAGGACGAGAUUUAG